Messenger RNA from Parascedosporium putredinis, 2451 nucleotides. The record is from the annotation of a GenBank genome assembly. NCBI's taxonomy places the organism in Eukaryota, Fungi, Ascomycota, Sordariomycetes, Microascales, Microascaceae.
AUGAUCGGGACUCCACAUCCGAGCACCCUCCACCAAGAAGUUGGUGAUGCCUACAUUCUCAGCGCCGCCAGGACGCCCACAGCCAAGUUCAAUGGCUCUUUCUUGUCCGUUCCUGCCCCCAAGUUGGGUGCCGUUGCCAUCAAAUCGGCGGUAGAGAAGUCAGGGAUCCCCGUCUCCAAAAUCACCGAUGUCUAUAUGGGACACGUCCUCCAGGGCUCCGCGGGCCAGGCCCCCGCCCGCCAAGCUGCCAUCUUUGCCGGCCUCUCCUCCGGGGUGGAGGCCGUUACCGUCAACAAAGUCUGCGCCUCGGGCCUCAAGGCCGUCGUCCUGGCCGCCCAGAACAUUCAGCUCGGGCUUGCGGAAGCUCAAGUUGCGGGCGGCAUGGAGAAUAUGUCACAGGUUCCCUACUACCUUCCCCGGUCGAGUAGUCUUCCGGCCUUUGGCAACAUCAAGCUGGAGGAUGGCUUGAUCAAGGACGGCUUGACCGACGUCUACGACCAGAUCCACAUGGGCAACUGCGCCGAGAACACUGCGAAGAAGUACGAAAUUACCCGGGAGAUGCAGGACGAAUACGCCAUCGAGUCGUACAAGCGCGCUCAGGCGGCCUGGGCCCGGGGCGCUUUCAAGGAGGAAAUUGCCCCCGUCACGGUGAAGAACAGGAAGGGAGAGGUCGUCAUCGACACCGAUGAGGGCUACCUGGAUGUCAAGUUCGAAAAGGUGCCUACCUUGAAGCCCGCCUUCAUCAGAGACGGCACCGGUACCGUCACCGCUGCCAACGCAUCGACCUUCAACGACGGCGCAAGCGCCCUCGUCCUCGGUAACAAGGCCCUUGCGCAAGAGUACGGCGCUCAGUCCAGGGUCCUCGCCAAGAUUUGCGGUCACGCUGAUGCUGCCGUCGACCCCAUUGAUUUCCCUGUCGCGCCCGCCAAGGCGGUUCCCAUUGCUUUGGAGAGGGCUGGCAUUACCAAGGACCAAGUCUCUGUCUGGGAGUUUAACGAGGCCUUUGCCGCCGUCAUCAGGGCAAAUUCAAGAUUCUCGGACUCGAAAACGCCAAUGUCAACCCCUUGGGAGGUGCCAUCUCUCUGGGACAUGCCCUCGGCAGCUCCGGCUCGCGAAUCCUCACCACCCUUCUUCACCAGCUCCAGCCUGGCCAGUAUGGCGUUGCAGCAAUCUGCAACGGAGCUCCGCGGCUUCGUGCGCGCCCAGGACGGGGACAACCUCCGCGCCUGGCUCCAAGUCUCGGACAGGCCCAACCCUCAGUACCUUCGACUCGCCCAGGAGCUCAAGGCCCAGUAUGGAGGCGCGAGGAGCGCGGCGCUAGAGGCGGUCGUCGAGAGGGGCCUGCCGGAAGAAGACGACGAUUACUUCAUCUUCUGGAGGGAUGUCGACUUCCAGGACCUUCUGAGAGCGCAUUCGCUACUUUGCGGGCUCCUCAACACCGCUUUUGGUAACCCAACCUACGGCGGCAUGCUUCUCAAGACGAGCAUGUCGCUCAGCGAGGCCCUGGCGCAGCUCACCAUGAUGCUGAACAAGAGGCCGGACCUCACGAGCCGGCUCCGCGGCGGCGACGAGGAAAGCCGCAAGUCCGUCGCCGAGAUGUCGGCCGAGAUCAUUCAAAAGAUUUUCACCAUUUGCCUGACGGACCGGUCGAGCGCGCGGUUUAGCAUGCCGGAGGGCAAGAAGGUGGGCGUGUACAUGUUUGCCAACCUAGUGCUCAAACUACUCUUUGCCGUACGUAGCGCACGCGUCACCUUCCUCUACUACCUCGGCCGCUUCAACCUCGCCAACAACCACUUUGGCCGCGCCUCCCACUGCCUCCAAGGCGCCUACCUCCAGACGCCCCCACUUCACCUCCCACCGCACCCUCAUCCUCACCUACCUCAUCCCCGCCAACCUCCUCCUCGGCCUCCUCCCCUCUCGCCAGCUCCUCUCCCGCCCCGAGGCCCAGCCCUCGUCGCCGUCCUCCAGCCCAUCUGCCGCGCCGUCCGCACCGGCGACUUCUUCCUCUUCCAGGACACCCUCGCCACCCACGAGAGCUGGCUCUUCGAGCGCGGCAUCCUCCUCGUGCUCUCCAACCGCCUCCGCCCCUACCUCUGGCGCUCCCUCUCCCGCCGCGUCUUCCUCCUCACCUACACCCCGCCCGAAGAUCCCACGUCCCGAAAGGCCCCCUCCUCGACCUCGGCCACCUCCUCGCCGCGGCAACCCUCCUCCAGCAUCGCCUCGAGGGCGCCGGCCCCCGGCGCCACACCACGAAAGCUUCGCCCCAACCAAGGCCUCCAAGGUCUUCUUCACGGCUACCUCGCUCACGACAUGGCCAAGUUCGCCGUCCUCGGCGCCAAGAGUAAGGGCGCUAUCGUGGCUGGAUGGCCCACCGUGGCUAGAGCAGUCAGGGAGAGGAGGUAUGAGGACGAGGUGGACUGGGACGACGUUCCUGGUUGGGUCAAGGGUUGA